Messenger RNA from Beta vulgaris subsp. vulgaris (sugar beet), 1826 nucleotides. RefSeq names its product ureide permease 1. The record is from RefSeq and is a predicted model, not a curated record. Lineage: Eukaryota; Viridiplantae; Streptophyta; Magnoliopsida; Caryophyllales; Amaranthaceae. The transcript has 8 exons. Gene Ontology annotation, molecular function: uracil:monoatomic cation symporter activity; allantoin:proton symporter activity. The coding region runs from base 378 to 1625 and encodes 415 amino acids. Gene Ontology annotation, biological process: nitrogen compound transport. Gene Ontology annotation, cellular component: membrane.
ACUUUGCAUUUCAGCCAAUACAAUGAAUUGCUCAAUUCCCAUUAAUAAGGAAAUAAAUUACUAUUUCCUUGAUGACAAAUUACAAUCAUCAGUCUUAAUCUUAACCACCUACUAACAGUAGUAUAUAAUAGUUGAAGACUUGUAGUCAAAUUUGGGUUCUCAUUACAAAAUCAGAACUCCAUCAUCUGAAAAAACUGAUUGUUUUUUCCAGUUUAACUUUUACAAGCAAUUUUCACAUCAAUUUGAUCAAUUCAUUCAGAAAAAUAUCAACUGUUGUGAUUGUUAAACUUACAUCACAUCACUCUUUGGAGUUUGGGGAAGCAAGUACAAUAUUAAUUGAGAAGGUAACAGAGAGGAGUUUAUCUGGUGGAUUAGAAAUGUUUGUGGUGGAAAGCAAAGGAGGAGCAAUAUUAUGUAUGCUGAUGUCUCUGUUGUUUUUGGGGACAUGGCCUGCUGUAUUAGCCUUCCUCGAAAGGCGUGGCCGUCUUCCUCAACAUACUUAUCUUGAUUACUCCAUUACCAAUCUUUUGGCUGCUGUGAUUAUUGCUCUAACUCUUGGUCAGAUGGGAGAUGCCAAACCUGGGAUGCCUAAUUUCAUUACCCAACUUUCUCAGGAUAAUUGGCCCUCCGUGUUAUUCGCAAUGGCGGGUGGAGUAGUCCUCAGUAUUGGAAAUCUAUCCACACAAUAUGCUUGGGCUCUAGUUGGGUUAUCAGUUGUAGAGGUGGUCAGUAGUAGCAUUACUGUUGUUAUAGGCACCACCUUAAACUAUUUUCUGGAUGACAAGAUUAACAAGGCUGACAUUCUUUUUCCGGGUGUCGCAUGUUUUCUGAUUGCUGUCAUUUUCGGCUCACUUGUUCACUCAUCAAAUGCAUCCGAUAACAAGAGGAAGCUCAGUCAUUUGUCAAGUGGUGUUACAGACAGAGGUAACAAAAUAAAUUCUGACAGUACUAAGGGUGCUUCAAGCUUGACUCAGACAUCUAUCGACAAAGCUAAUUCAAUGGAUCCUGAAAAUGGCAAAGAAAGCAAGGUAGGGGCAGCGUUCGGGACUGCAGAAUUCCUGAUCGAACUAGAGAAUAAGAGAUCCAUAAAGGUGUUUGAUAGGAGUGUUUGGCUUGGACUCGCUAUAACUUUCUUUUCCGGAGUCUGCUUUUCUCUCUUCUCUCCAGCAUUCAACCUAGCAACAAACGACCAGUUUCACCUUCUAGAGAAAGGGGUUCCUCAUUUGGUUGUUUACACCGCUUUCUUCUACUUCUCAGUCUGUUGUUUCGUGGUUGCUAUCGUUCUGAACAUCAUAUUCCUAUACCGCCCUAUCUUAAACUUGCCAAAGUCAUCAUUUAAGGCCUACUUGGCAGACUCGAAUGGAAGAUGCUGGGCCUUUCUUGCAGGUUUUCUCUGUGGUUUUGGGAAUGGCCUUCAAUUCAUGGGAGGUCAGGCUGCUGGUUAUGCUGCUGCUGAUGCUGUUCAGGCACUGCCUUUGGUGAGCACUUUCUGGGCCAUACUUUUAUUUGGAGAGUACAGAAAAUCUUCAAGAAGAACAUACAUUUUGUUAGUUAGCAUGUUGCUAAUGUUCAUCGUUGCUGUCGGUGUCCUCAUGGCAUCUUCGGGACACAGAGAAAUGAUUUAGCUUCCAUGAAACGUAAGUAGGCAUUAUAAUUGCAACAGUGCUGACUUAUUCUGUGCACUGUCUGAAACUUCCUGCUAGUUGAUAUAAAUCUAAAAACUUCACUAGCGUUUUGUAUAUGGCUCCUCUCCCCCUCUCAGAAGUGCUCUUACUGCAGUUUCUGCAUUAAGAUCUGGUCAUUCUUAUCACAUCAUUUUUCGAUUA